This is a messenger RNA of Rhipicephalus sanguineus (brown dog tick), 1125 nucleotides long. Its product is annotated as collagen alpha-1(II) chain-like. The record is from RefSeq and is a predicted model, not a curated record. NCBI's taxonomy places the organism in Eukaryota, Metazoa, Arthropoda, Arachnida, Ixodida, Ixodidae. The transcript has 2 exons. The coding region runs from base 1 to 1125 and encodes 374 amino acids.
AUGGCGAAGGCUAAGAAAUCCAGGUCCGGUGGAAAGUCGAAAAAGCACAAGCAUGGAAGCAGAGGAAAGAAGGGCAAGUCCGGAAGCAGAGGUAAGAAGUCAAAGUCUGCAGGCAAAGGCAAAAAGGACAGGUCUGGACGCGAAGAAAAGGACGAGCUUGAGGACAAGGAAGACAAGACCGAAAGCAAAGGAAGCAAGCACAAGGCCGGCGGCAAAGGUAAGAAGAAAAAGCACGGAAGCAAAGGAAAGAAGGGCAAGUCCGGAAGCAAGGGUAGUAAGGGCAAGCACGGAAGCAAAGGAAAGAAGCACAAGCACGGAAGCAAAGGAAAGAAGCACAAGCAUGGAAGUAAAGGGAAGAAGCACAAGCCUGGUAGUAAAGGGAAGAAGGGCAAACACGGAAGCAAAGGAAAAAAGGGCAAGUCCGGAGGCAAAGGAAAGAAGCACAAGUCCGGUGGCAAAGCGAAGAAAGGAAGCGGGGACGGAUCACCUUUCGUUAAGAAGUCGGAAAAGUCGAGCACACCGGACAGCGCUACCGGUUCGGUCCUCGGUCGGGCAAGCGCCGCGUCCUCGGAGGGCCUUUUCAAGCCCCGGAUUCGGAGGCCGUUCUCGCCAUUGGUCUUACCCGCCGACCGACAGCUGACGACGGUGCGGCGACCGACUACCAUAUACAUCUGGAACUGGGACAACGUCUGGUUCUUUCCCAUGGGUGUGGUCGCCAUGUCCCUGGUCGUCCUCGGCAUGGUCCUCAUGUCGCUAAACGUGCAGGAGGCCGACGAACUUCAGGCCGAGGACGCGAUGAAUGCCACCGACGCCAGGAACGUGACCACUGCCGCCGGUGUCGUCACCCAGAGUCGUCCGUCCAGGAUCGACGUUUUCGGUGCCACGUCACACGAGACGUUCAAGAUACGCCGAAAGAAAGCGCAUGCGCGAAUUCCAAGUUCGAAAACAGAUAUUAUGGAUGAUGACGACACAACGACGCAGGCUUGGGUCGACGCUCCCAUAAAGGGCUCGCAAGGAACGAGUCGAUCGAUAUCGCCAUCUCUGAUUCAAGUGACGACAUCGAAAGGCGUUGACACCGAUGCGUGGGCACAAAACUUGACUGCCGUAAAUGAUGACGAAGUGUGA